AUGAUCAGCAAAGCCUUCGGGAUCGCGGUAGCGUUAGCAGCGACAGCCGCGCCACGGGGCCGGGCGGAGCAGGUCCUCGUGGCCAGCCUGGUCGACGACAUAACGUACACCGACAUCGUGCCUUCCGGCACGUGCGCGGACGGGUGCGUCCGCUAUGAACAAGCCGUGGCUCACGUCACGGGAACCCCGGAUCAACUCGACUGCGGCUUACAGACCGUCUCGCCCUUUGACUCGUCCACGCCAGAGCCGGGGCUGCUGAGGGCGCUGAUAUACUGCGAGGACAGCAGCGGCACCCUCAUCGAGCAGGGCACCAGGCCCUGCGUGUUCGACGUCUGCGUCGACUUCUCGUGGAGCUCCGGGGACGGAGACGGCGACGGGGAGCUCACCUACGAGUUCAACGGCACUUGCGAGGUGCAGACGUGCGAGGAGCCGAACGCCUACGGAGCCGUGAUUUCCAUGACGGAUGAGUACGGCGACGGUUGGGUGGGCGGAGUUGACGGGUACUACAACACGUGGCAGCUUACGGACCUGACGACGGACACUGUCUGGUCCAAAGGCACGCUCGCGGACAACCACGAAAGUGCCACGAUCAAGGAGUGUCUAGCGGACGGCGAGUACAUGUUCAACACCACCGCCACCUCGGCCUUCGCCGACGACAUGGGAUGGGGCAUCUGCGACAACUACGGUGCCGCGGGGGAGGGGCUCAAGUUCACGGUGCUGAACGGCGCCUGCGACGGUGAGUCGGCGGAGCUAAUCGCGCGCGCGACCGCGGAGGAGACUUCGGACGCUGGGGACUCCUACUGCGUCCUGCCCGCGCCGGAGAGCGACGUGGAUUACCGCACCUCAACCUGCACCGCCCUGUCUUCGGGCAUGAAGAUCGACGGAGUCGGGCUGUUCUACGACGACCGGUGCAACAGCGCCGACUACUCGGGGUGCUUCGCCCGGUCGAUCCCGGCGUGCAGGCUCUGCUUCUGGGACAAGGACCUCUGGUUGUCGCGAUUCCCCAGCUCGCGCGUGCCGGACUGGGAGCUGUGCCCGUGCUGCGUGGCGGACACGCUCGGCAUCGACUGCGCGAGCGGCGGGGGCGGGGGAACCGACGAAGGGGUUAUCAUCGGAGUCAGCGUGGGGAUCGCGGGAGUCAUCGCAAUCGCGUGCUGCCUGUCGUGCGCCUUCGGGCCGACCAUCGUCCGCUUCCUCCGCCGCAUGAGGAAGAAGAAGCACGCGGAGGACCAGCUGGACCUGGACGGCCACCCCGGCACCUCGGCUUUCCCGGAGUCCCCCGGCGGCGGCAUGGGCGGCAGCGGCAACACCCUGCGCGGCGCGGUGCUCACCCACGGCAACCGCGACCGCGGUCGCUCGGGACACUUCCCUAUCCCUCGCUUCGACUCCAUCCGCGGACGCUUCGACUCGGGUAUCUUCGCGUCUAAUGUUGGGGGCGGGGGUGCGGCCGCAGCCGGCGGCGUGGGCGCCAGAGCUCACGUCGGCGGCGGCGGGCCGAGCGGGGAGCUGGAGAAGAUUUCCGCCGAGCAGGCAAACGUGUCGACCACGGCGCAGUCCACGCCGUCGGGCGCCAACGGGAACGGCGUCGGUACCGGGGGCGGCGGCGGGAAGGCCGGCAACGCGCCGCGGUCAACCGUGCUCGACGGCCGCCUGGUGGCCCAGGGGUACACGACGACCGACAUGGAGCGGCCGACCUCGUCCGGCCCAAGCCGGGCGGCGACGGCCGCGGGGGGGGGGGGGAACCUCC
Messenger RNA from Ectocarpus siliculosus, 1747 nucleotides. The record is from the annotation of a GenBank genome assembly. NCBI's taxonomy places the organism in Eukaryota, Phaeophyceae, Ectocarpales, Ectocarpaceae.